Messenger RNA from Triticum turgidum subsp. durum (durum wheat), 1923 nucleotides. The record is from the annotation of a GenBank genome assembly. Lineage: Eukaryota; Viridiplantae; Streptophyta; Magnoliopsida; Poales; Poaceae.
AUGACAGAAGCUCUGACGGAUAAAUAUCUCGGAUUGCCAGCCAUUGUUGGGGCAGACAAAAGUGAUAAUUUCCAGUUCCUGAUUGAUAGAGUGCUAAAGAGAUUGCUUGGAUGGAAAGAGAAAAAUCUGUCCACGGGUGGAAAAGAGGUGCUUCUGAAAGCGAUUGCGCAGGCGAUACCAUCAUAUGCGAUGUCUGUUUUUAAAAUCUCAAAACAAAUCUGCAAAGGGAUCACAGACGGUAUGUCGCAAUAUUGGUGGGGCGAUGAUGCGGAUCAAAGACGGAUGCAUUGGCUUGCUUGGUGGAAAAUGUGUAUCCCAAAGAAAUUUGGUGGAAUGGGUUUUAGGGAUAUCCACUGUUUUAACCUUGCCUUGUUAGCUAAGCAAGCAUGGCGACUAAUUGAGAACCCUGAUUCUCUCUGUGCUACCAUGUUGCGUGCAAGGUACUUUCCAUCAGGAGAUUUGUUGAACACGGAGUUGAAGAAAGGGAGCUCUUUUACAUGGCAGAGUAUUUGGGCUGGGAUUAGUACAUUAAAACGUGGUCAUAUAUGGCGUGUAGGAGAUGGAACUAAUAUUGAUAUCUGGAAAGACGAAUGGAUCCCAAAUAGUGCAUCACGCAAAGUUAUAACUAGAAGGGGUCAGAACAUCUUUAGUAGGGUGAGCGACCUUAUUGAUCCUAUCACAAAUCACUGGGAUGUGGAUUUAGUGACGCAGACCUUUUGGCAAGUGGAUGUUCAAAGGAUUCUUGCUAUACCUUUAUCAUCUUCUGGCAUGCAAGAUUUUGUUGCUUGGAACCUGACUCGUACAAACAUCUUUUCUGUGCGCUCAGCUUAUUAUGCAGAAUGGGAGGGCCAAUAUGGCCAAAGGUUAAAUAGAGGAUAUCAAGCUUUUGGUAUCAAACCACAUCCAAUUUGGGAUAAAAUCCGGGGUCUCAAAGUGCCUGCGAAGGUAAAAAUCUUUCUUUGGAGAGUUAUGCAUAAUACUAUUCCUUGUCGGGUUGCUCUGGCGAAUCGUCAUAUUAAAGUGAGCGGGCAAUGCCCAGUCUGUGAGAUUGGAGCGGAAGAUAUUAAGCAUCUCCUGUUCAAGUGUAGCCGAGCAAAGCACGUACAGCAAGCACUGGGUAUUGAUGACUUAAUUGAGAAAUUUUGUCUUGCUCAUCACCCUGGAGAGUCUAUUCUAGAGGAAUUGUUGUACUCAAGCCCUGGUCAGUCUAUGAUUUUGAGACAAGCCCCAUUGGCAGAGCUUGUUGCAGUGGCAUGUUGGUAUUUAUGGUGGAAAAGAAGGCAAAUUAGUCGUAAUAUUCAGGUGCAGUCCCCAGAAAGAUCUGCGAUAGCAAUCAAGGUGUUAUCUUCAAACUUCAGGUCUGCUACCGUUCCUAAUGCAAGGGUGAGAAAGGAGAGAUGGGCUCCUCCAACAGGUGAUCGUGUCAAGAUAAAUGUUGAUGCUUCCUUUGACCCAGACUUUCUGAGGGGAACUACGGGUGCAGUCAUUCGUGAUAAAAAGGGGAAGUUCAUUGCCGCGUGUAAUGCACGUUUGGAUAUGGUUCAAGAUGUUUUGUCGGCUGAAGCUUUGGCGCUCAAACACGGCCUGUUCUUAGCUAAAUCCAUGGGUUGUAAUAGAGUCGUUGUGAGUUCUGAUAAUAGUGAAUUAAUAGAAAUUAUGAAGAACGAGAGGCCCCCUACAGGUAUUGCUGCAGCGAUUUAUCAUGAUUGUUUUUCUAUGGAGUCAGACUUUGUUAGGGUUAAGUAUGAGCAUGCGAAUAGGGAAACAAAUUCUGUAACUCAUGAACUGGCCCAAUUAGCUAAAUUCCAGACCAGUAGGGUCUGGAUGGAUGAUCCUCCCUCCUCUAUUGUACCUCUCAUGGUGAAUGAUGUAACAUUAUUAUCAUUGAAUAAAGAGGUCUUUUUUGAGGUCAAAAAAAAGUGA